UUUGCUGCGGCUGCAGCUCUGAGCUUCCUGUAUUGUGGAGGGGCUGGAAAGGGAGGUCUCGAGGCAGGCUGCAGCUUGCUGCAUUAGACUUUAUUUACAUACACAAACCGGUCUGUGCAGAGCCUGUCUCCUGCAGCCUGUGCUGAGGUUUGCAUGCCUGUGGAAGAAUCCUGCUAGCCGAGGAAGAAAGAGCGCCCAGGGGGUGCGGAGAAAGCCGAGCAAAGGGCGGUAAGCACGGAGCGAGAUGCGGAACUAGGCAUGAGUUUCCACGCCCAGAGCAGCGCUUUGCUGAGGUCUUGGGGAGCUCAGCUGUGCUGGCUGCAGCGGCGUCCUUGGGCGAGCCCCCUCCGGUCUUGCUUGGGUGGUGCUCGGCCCCGGCCCAUCGUGGACAUGUCCUACUCCCGCCACUUUCUGGAUUUCCACGGCUCGUCCAUCCCCACCACCAUGAAGAAGCUGGUGGUGACGAAGCUGAGCUCAAACUUCCGAGAGGCUGUGAGCCUACGACACGAUGCGCCUGUGCCACUCCCGGGAGACGGCGAUCUGCUUGUCAGAAACAGAUUUGUCGGCAUUAAUGCAUCCGAUAUUAACUACUCAGCUGGCCGAUAUGACACGUCAGUUAAGCCCCCAUUUGACGUAGGUUUUGAAGGAAUUGGUGAAGUGGUAGCCUUGGGCCUAAGUGCCAGCGCUAGAUACACAGUGGGCCAACCAGUGGCCUACAUGAGGCCUGGUGCUUUUGCUGAAUAUACCAUUGUUCCUGCCAAAGAAGCCAUCCCGGUACCCUCUGUGAAACCUGAAUUUCUUACACUACUGGUAAGUGGAACUACAGCAUAUAUCAGCCUGAAGGAGCUUGGAGAACUGUCUGACGGGAAGACGGUUCUGGUGACAGCCGCAGCAGGAGGAACCGGUCAGUUUGCCGUGCAACUUUCCAAGAAGGCAAAAUGCCAUGUAAUAGGAACAUGCUCCAGUGAUGAAAAAUCUGGCUUUCUGAAAUCCAUAGGCUGUGACCACCCUAUCAACUACAAAACUGAAAAUGUUGCUGAUGUCCUUAAGAAGGACUACCCGAAAGGUGUGGAUGUGGUGUACGAAUCUGUCGGCGGGCAGAUGUUUGACUUGGCUGUCAGCUCCUUGGCUACCAAAGGGCGCCUGAUAAUUAUUGGGUUUAUCUCUGGCUACCAAACCCGUACUGGCCUUCAGCCUGGUCAUGUGGAAAUGUUGCCAGCAAAGCUGCUAAGGAAAUCUGCCAGCAUCCGGGGUUUCUUCUUAAACCAUUACCUUUCUGAAUACCAAACGGCUUUGAAACACUUGAUCGAAAUGUGUGAAAACAGAGAACUGGUUUGUGAGGUGGACCUUGGAGACAUGUCUCCAGAGGGCAAAUUUGCUGGCUUAGAGUCCGUAUUCCACGCUAUAGAUUAUAUGUACAUGGGGAAAAACAUUGGAAAAAUUGUAGUUGAAUUACCUCACUCUGUCAACAGUAAGCUGUAAAAACAGAACAAUGAUAUAAAUCAAAAGAGGGAAAAUGGGCACUUUAUGCUUCACAAUAACUAUUUCUUUAAAGUUGCCAAUGGGUAACAUAUUAAAAAAUAGCAUGUAGGGUUUCGUUAAAAAUAUUUGUUGAAUUUAAGUGGCUUUGUGUUCUUUAAAAAUGCCAUGUGUCGUUGGCAUUGCAUUAAACAGUUCUGUGUUUUUUCUGGGAGUUUUGAGCGAACUUGUGAUUAAACUUGCAUUGGAUUUGAAUCUGGCCAACUAUGAAAUCUUCACCUACAGCUUUCCUCUAGAAUUGAGUAAAUAAAGGCAUAUUAAUAUUUUAAGUGAAAUCAAUAAUAUUAUCGAUUCUUCCUAUGAAAAAGGAUGGGUGCAAUUCACCUGGACAUUCUGCUUGAGCAAUGGGAGUCACGCAAGAGUGCUUUUCAGUAGCACAGGGCAGCAUCGUAGCGGAUUGCUCUUGAUAUAAUUUAAAAAUGAGAAAUUAUCUUUUUUUUCAGUUGUGUUGGUUACGAAACCAAUAAUAAAAUGCAGAUUUAUGUAACUCAAAAGAUAUAUUUUACUAGUUACAAAAGUUCCAGCUUUUGUUUUUAAAUGAAAGUUUGUUUUAAUUUUAUAUAAGGUUUUAUAGUUAUGUUUUGAAAUCUUCAUGUUGUAAUACCACUUGCUAACUAUUAUUUUGGCUAUAUUAACCCGUUAAUUGGGUUAACUUUGGUAUCAUGCUACAUUCUACCAAUACUAAGACAAUCUUAAGAACAGCUUUAACGAAGCCCCUCACCUUACAAGGGAAAUGGUGACUAGAUGGUUUGCUUAUAAUGGCCCCAGAAGACUGUGCUGAACUAUGCAAUAAGGUGAAGCCUUUGUAAGAAUUUAUAUUUCAACCUUUGUAAGAAUUUAUAUUGUUUUAAAGCAUUAAAAUCAUUUUGACAAAUUUUUUUUUA
Lacerta agilis (Sand lizard) is the source of this 2423-nucleotide messenger RNA. It is a transcript of the gene PTGR3, whose product is annotated as zinc binding alcohol dehydrogenase domain containing 2. The record is from RefSeq and is a predicted model, not a curated record. The coding region runs from base 259 to 1482 and encodes 407 amino acids. Gene Ontology annotation, molecular function: oxidoreductase activity; zinc ion binding. Lineage: Eukaryota; Metazoa; Chordata; Lepidosauria; Squamata; Lacertidae. The transcript is spliced from 2 exons. Gene Ontology annotation, cellular component: mitochondrion.